AUGGCGGCACCGCUUCGUCCCCAGUUCUUCUGUACUCGCCCAAAUGGCACCCUCACCCCUGUCAUCGCUGUGGAUGAGCUCCCCACCGGUAUUACCAUUCGUGGCGUUCCCCGCGUCCUGUCUGCUAGCGAAACUCAGGGCAUGACUAGCCUCGGAACCGUGAGCCCCAGAUCUCAGACUUACGUUGUCGAAGACAUCUCCCCGGCCCUGACCCGCGCUUCUAUCCCAUCGACCGCUGCCCACCGCUCCCGUGACGGCGACUUGCAGUCCUCCCUCAUGAGGCUGAUUACCGAUGAAAACGUCUCGGCGGCCCAGCGCCAGGCUGUCAAUGCGUUACUUCAGCAUGGUAUCGCUCAAAAUUGGUUCAUGACGAAUACCCCGACAAGUGGCUGGUUGGUCCCCAACGGAGGUGGCGGCAGUGGAGGGAACUCCAAACAGGGUGUCCACUACAACGCGAAAAAGGAGUACUGCUCUUACUGGAUCCGUCACGGCGAGUGCGACUAUCAGCAGCAGGGAUGCCUCUACAAGCAUGAGAUGCCCACCGAUCCACUUACACUCGAAAAGCUCGGCCUCCGUGACAUCCCUCGUUGGUAUCGUGAGAAAUACGGAAUGCCCAGUAUAUUGCCCAACGGACAGCCUAAUACCCGCGCUCACUGGAAAGACACGCCUCCAGAUCAUAACGCUCUCAGAUCAAUCCAAUACCCAUCUCGCUUGGAGCUCAGCCCGGUGGUUGAUAGCAACGAAGCAAACAAGAAUGCAAAGCAGACGACUUCUACCUAUACCCGAGCCCAGCAGCAGUCUGUGGUGCUUCCUGGACCUUCCCAGCCUGUCUACUCGAACUCGCCCCAAGUCCCCGGUGCUGCGAAGCCGGGAAAACAUACACCUGGCCCCCAAAGUGCAGGAAAUAAGAAGUUCGACCUGCUGUCGUUUGACCCUCUUGCGGAAUAUCCCCCCUUGGAUCCCAUGAGCGGCAAUGUGAGCGGCUUUGCUUACCCUCCUUCGACGGAGAACAUCGAUUACGAGGGCCUUAAAGAUACCCAGCGUGACGGACUUAUCCGCAACUUUAAAACUCUUAUGCCUCCCUCCAUGGCCCAGAAUGCAGGCUAUCCACCUAGCUAUCUGGAAGCCGCUCCGGGUCAGCCCCGUUCCAAGAGGGGACCGAAAUCCCGCCGUCUGUACCAGACACGCUCGCAGAAUACCAUGUCCGAACCAAGCAGUGGAAAGGCCGAAACCGACAGCAUCAAAGCCUACCAAGCCCAGGCCACUGCUUCCUCCAGCGCUGCUUCUACCAUCCGCAAGGGUACCCCCAGUUCCCAGCUGGGAAGCCCUUUCACUGGCAGUAUGCGUGAGGAUGUCGCCUCGUCUGAGCCCCCAACCCGCAUCGGCUCCCCUGAUCUCCCUCCGGGCACUUCUUUGUCCUCCGGCACCAGUCCCCGUGAGCUCCGUGUGCCGGUCAGGGAGAAGGAGAUGCGUCCUUUUCCGCCAGCCAUCGGUAGCAAGAAGGACCACCAGAGGAAGUCCCCCGGCUCCUCCUCAGACGACGACUUUUUCAACUUUGGCAUGGGCAUGGGCAUAGGCAAUGGAAACUAA
Messenger RNA from Aspergillus campestris IBT 28561, 1590 nucleotides. RefSeq lists its product as uncharacterized. The transcript is spliced from 3 exons. Lineage: Eukaryota; Fungi; Ascomycota; Eurotiomycetes; Eurotiales; Aspergillaceae. Bases 1 to 1590 code for a protein of 529 amino acids. Gene Ontology annotation, molecular function: metal ion binding. The record is from RefSeq and is a predicted model, not a curated record.